AUGAGAGCAGCAAAUCUCGGCGCGCCAUGGCUCUUCAGCGCAGCGCUGCUCGCGUUGCUGCUGCUCGCAGGCACGGCGCACGCCUCGCUGGGUGACCGUCUGCCAGACUUCAAGGACUGCGUAAAGGUCUGCACCGAAACCAACUGUGAAGCGCCAGAGCCGCCUGCCAUCCCUCUCCGCCACCGGCUCCUGCUCUGGGACUGCCCGUCAGAAUGCGACUACACCUGCCAGCACAUCGUGACGGACAAGCGGCUGUCGCGGGACCCGCCGUACCGGUCGCCGGUGCUGCAGUUCCACGGCAAGUGGCCGUUCCACCGCUUCAUGGGCAUGCAGGAGCCGUUCUCGGUCCUCUUCUCGCUGCUCAACUACCUCGCGCACGCGUGGGGCAUCUCGACGCUGCGCGCGCGCAUCCCCGACACGUACCCGCUGCGCCGCUACUACCUCGUCUUCGGCUACUUCGGCCUCAACGCCUGGACCUGGUCCAUGGUCUUCCACACGCGCGACUUCGGCUUCACCGAGAAGAUGGACUACUUCGGCGCCGGCGCCUCGGUGCUCUACGGCCUGUACUACACGCCCAUCCGCAUCUGGCGCUGGGACCGCGCCGACGCGCCCUACCCGUCCGUCCGCCGCGCCUGGACCGGCGUCUGCCUGGCCCUCUACGCCGCCCACGUCGCGUACCUGACCCUGUGGCGCUGGGACUACACCUACAACAUGGCCGCCAACGUCGCCGUCGGCAUCGUGCACAACCUGCUGUGGUCGUGGUUCGCCAUCGAGCGCUACCGCCGCCUCAAGCGCACCUGGGCCGCCUGGCCCGGUAUGAUCGUCGCGUGGAUCAUCAUGGCCAUGAGUCUCGAGCUGUUGGAUUUCCCGCCCUGGAAGGGCGUCAUCGACGCGCAUAGCUUGUGGCAUCUCGGCACCGUGCUGCCUACCAUCUGGUGGUACAUGUUCUUGAUCAAGGACGCUGAGGAGGACUUGCAUGGCGCAAGGCUGAAGGCCUGA
Messenger RNA from Diplodia corticola, 999 nucleotides. Its product is annotated as mn2+ homeostasis protein. Gene Ontology annotation, cellular component: endoplasmic reticulum membrane. Bases 1 to 999 code for a protein of 332 amino acids. Gene Ontology annotation, biological process: GPI anchor biosynthetic process. The transcript has 3 exons. NCBI's taxonomy places the organism in Eukaryota, Fungi, Ascomycota, Dothideomycetes, Botryosphaeriales, Botryosphaeriaceae. Gene Ontology annotation, molecular function: hydrolase activity, acting on ester bonds. The record is from RefSeq and is a predicted model, not a curated record.